UGAAAAAGAAUGCAAGUGAAAGAAAAAGAGAAUUUUAUGUGCAGAGUGUUAGGUUCAUUUCCAUGUUUGCUUUGAAUUUACUAAUCUGCUUCUAGGUUUCUAGUUCUUCAUUUACAUCUAUAGAGCCAAGGGUAUUUUGGUGAUACUGCGUCUUGCAGCAAUUCUUCAGAGAAUUUCUUAAUAGGUCUUUAGGGAUGUCAUUUACCAUAUGUUUGGGUCUUCAAAUUUUUGGGAAAAGGAGGUUAAGAGAAAAGCGUAACUACAUCUCAAAUUUCCUCACUUUAUCUGGAAGGCAAUUGAAAAAUCUGCGGAAAUUGGCUUGUAUGGAUAUGCUGUAUAAGGUAGGGGAAAUGGAUCAGCUUGAUAUGGUGAAUAAGCAUACUUGGUGAUCUGUCAAUUAAUCCCAUUGUUGAAUGAAUACCCUAUUCUAUUAUAGGUAUCAAUUUUGCAUGAGCAUGCCACAGAUUUGAAUGUUGCUUUUCUUGAACCUAUCUCUUCCAACAUGAUGAAAGAAAGAAGCCAGUGUUAGGUUAGAUAGAAAGCUUUGGCCACUUUACCAGGAGCUGCUGGUUUGUAUUUCUGAUUACAACUGCCACUUCCAUUUUAAUUACCACCAUCAAACCCUCUCCAUGACAUAUCUCUUGCCUUAUUUGACUAAACAACUCCAUAUCUUGGAGGUCACUGAUCUGUCCUUAUAUGAUAAAUGUUGGGAUCACUGACCAAGUUGAGUAAGAGAUCGCUUUAGUUGAUUUUGAGGGAGGGAUGGAGGGAGAUGGUGAAUAGCGAUGCUGGGUUUAAGAGGAUGGUAAGGUGUUUUCAUGCCGUAAAACAUAGGACAUUGAAGCUUUUGUGAUGGAAGAAGGAGAUUCUGCUGUAAGGAGAUGGGAGGACCUUGAUAACGAUAUCUUGGUGAAGAUAUUGCAGUCCUUUGACCUGUUUGAGUUGACUUCUGGACUUGCUCAAGUUUGUAGUUCGUGGCGAUUAGCUUGCUCUGAUCAACUUCUCUGGAAAACGCUGGACUUGUCUGUAAUAAAAUCAAAUUUCAUCAAAAUCCCGUUAGAGCCGUACGUAUAUGUGGACUGUCAGUCUGAUAAAACAUUAACCCGCCUCCUGAGGAUUGCUUUGAACCUCAGUCGUGGAAACAUACUAACGUUAAUCUUCCAUUACAAUCUGUAUGUCAGCGACGAUCAGUUGACUUAUACUGCCGAGAGGUGUCCGCGGCUUAAACGUCUUGUUAUGCCAGCUUGGAACAGAAUAAAAAAGACAGGAAUAUGCAGGGCUAUUCGUAUAUGGGAAGAUCUUGAAUCACUGACGAUGCCUAGCAUAGCAAAUCCACCAUACGUCAUGGAGGAAAUUGCAAGGAAUUGCAAAAAUUUUGCUGAGCUCAAGAUUAUGGGGCCAUGUGAUAUUCUCUUUGCAUCUACACUGGUAGCAUUUCUUCCAAACUUGAAAGUGCUGAGUGUGCGGUGCACAGUGCUAUCUAAAGGCGCCUUAGUUAUUAUCUUGGAGGGCUUAAAAAAGUUGGAAGUGCUCAAUAUAUCUCAUUGCCUGAUCACUGAAGUCCCUCCAUCUUCACCUAAAAGAGUUCUGACCAAGCUUGACGAAUCAAUUCUUGAAAAAGCCUCUAGAUUACGCAAAUUCCUAACUUGCAUGAGUGAUUCUUGCAUCAUGUGUCAGCGCACUCGAAAUGAUGAAGGGCUGAUGAGGUGGUAUAAAUAUGAAGAAGACCUCUGGAAAGUGGAUGAGGUGAGAUCUCUUGCAAUUUAACAACUUUUAAGGAUAUAUUGCUUUUCAUAAGUUAUAUACCUUGUUAAAGGUCCAGUGAAUGUUGUAAACUUGUGUAUAUGAAGCAAAAUAAAACCUUUGUCAUUGUUAAUGGAAGUGAAUCAGCUUCCGGUUGCUAGCCGCAGGUGGAGAGUAGCUUUGUAGUAUAGGAGACAUAUAAAACUGUAUCAUCAUGCACAUGGGAGAGUAAUGUUACUUUCUUGUUGUAAUUUUGUAACAUUAGUGUAUUUUCUUCGGCAGGAUUGUUUUCCUGUUCUAUCACA
Messenger RNA from Nicotiana tabacum (common tobacco), 2048 nucleotides. Its product is annotated as F-box/LRR-repeat protein At3g48880. Gene Ontology annotation, molecular function: protein binding. The record is from RefSeq and is a predicted model, not a curated record. NCBI's taxonomy places the organism in Eukaryota, Viridiplantae, Streptophyta, Magnoliopsida, Solanales, Solanaceae.